This is a messenger RNA of Funneliformis mosseae, 3579 nucleotides long. The record is from the annotation of a GenBank genome assembly. NCBI's taxonomy places the organism in Eukaryota, Fungi, Glomeromycota, Glomeromycetes, Glomerales, Glomeraceae.
AUGAGUGAUUUACCGAAUAAUGAAUUCGGGCAAUCCGCACAAAAUCCCGCCCCAAUUAAUGUGCCGGAACCACGACCAUCCCGUCGUGUCGUGAAUUUUCCUCCAUAUAGAGAGGAUAACCUCGGUUCAACUUAUGAUCCGCCUGUAACGAUAGAAAGUCAAGAAGCGCACGGUGAACCAAACGUGGAUAAUGUAAUUGCUAUUGAUUCAGCAUUACAACCAAUUGAGGAAGAUGAUCGUCACACUGAAUCAUCAACAUUCCCAAGAAGAGUAAAAAGGGGUCCACCAACGACCCCCACUUCUCGUAAAUUUCAUAGAUCUCGUAAUCAAACCGAACAUCCAUUUUCAUUUACUUAUACUCCGUCAUAUUCUAGCGAUAGGGUUCCUUGGAGUGUUUUAAGAAGUUAUAAUGAUAGAUAUUAUAAUGAUACCUUGCCCGGAACUCCUUCGCCUGCUCGGUUGGAUAAUAGUUAUCAGAGUGGUGUGAUUUAUGAUGAUCCUCAUUCCAUUUCUCCCGGUGAGGAAAGUUUGUUUAGUGUUAUAAUGGAUGAUGGUUCAAAACAAAGAAGAAGAAUUUCUCUAACUUCCGAACCUUCAAGAAAUGCAGUUUCUGAACAAACACCGUUACUUCAUAAGUGUAAUGAUUCAGACUCCGACGAAUCAAAUUAUGAUCAGAAUCAACACCAUAAAUACGACAAUUCAUUAAAGGCAAGAGUUAAAGAUUGGUUUCACAAAAAUACCUUUACACCGAAUCAAAAGAACAUCAUUAAAUGCGCGUUAGCGUAUUUUAUCGCAUCGCUGUUUACUUUUAUACCAAUAUUAAAUGAAUGGUCGGGAUUGGUAGAAUCAAAAGAUUCUCAUUUAAUAGCAUCGGUUGCAGUAUUUUAUAAUCCUGCUAAAACUGUUGGAGGAAUUUACGAGGCGGUCAUUUUUGCUCUCAUUGGUGGAUUAUAUGGAUCUUUGGUUGGUAUUGGUAGUAUGGCUUGUGCUGUUUGGUUUAACGAUCAGGGUUAUAACACUUUGGGACAUAUCGUAACCAUUGUGUUUUGGUGUGGUGGAAGUAUGUUUAUUGUGGCCUUUCUAAAAGCCAAACUGAAUAAGCCCACCUUUAAUAGCGUUAUAACCAAGGAGGGGGCAACUCAUUUAGGUGAAUUUAGAUUAGAUAAAAUCAUUAGUGUGACGAAAAUCGUUUUAAUCGGAACGUGCAUAAGUUUUCUCGUUUCAGUAUGUAUCUGGCCGGUUAGCGCUAGUAAGAAAUUAAAGACAGAGAUUGGGAAUACUUUAGGAUCCUUUAACCUCCUUUUAAAACUUCUUACCAAGACCUUCCUCAUUGAUGAUAUUCAUUACACAGACAAGACUGUUCAAUCCGCGAUUGCAUCGUACAGGAAAUCGUUCACAUCAUUAGAAGCAUCGCUUUAUCAAGCAUCACUUGAGAUUCAUAAUCUUAAUAUGCGAUCUCAACUUGGUCUUUAUAAGGAGGUGAUCAAGAGUUUACAUAGGUUGGCACAACAUUUGGGUGGUUUAAGAAGUUGUUGUGGAUUACAAUGGGAAAUUAUUAAAGACGAGAAAAUUAAAAGUGAUGAAAAUUCAACGAAUCAAAUGAACUCGCCUGAAGGUUUAAAUAAAACUCAAAGACAAAGUGGACACCUUUCAGAUGAUGAAGAAUUCGGAGAUUUGAGUAUCUUAUUAGAUUUCAUUCGAUUCGUUGGACCUCCAAUGAAAUCUUUAGUGUUCACGUGUAAACAAACCCUCUCACAUUUACAAGAUCAAUUUAUUCAAUCACCUUCAGCAUUUUCGAAAACAACCCCGACAUUACUUCAACAAAAUUUAAAAUCUGCUUUAAACUUGUUUGAAAAAUCACAAUCACGAUCACUUACAGGUCUUUAUCGUAAGGAAAACACGAAUAGCAAACCAAACGAAGAAGUUUUUUUAAUUUACUUUUUUGUAUUCAAUUUACAAGAAUUUACGAGGGAAUUAACGGAUUUAAUAGACCUGGUUGGUCGUAUACAAAAUUUGGAUGCAAAAGAACAAGGGAUAAAAGAAACGAGAAAAUGGUGGCAAUUUUGGAUUUAUUUUGGUUGUUUUAAACUCGAUGCUUCUAAUGAUUCGUUACUUGACAAAAAAUCUUAUGAAAAGGCCAAAGACAAAUUUCCAGAAAAUACAAAUAAUUUAUUUGACACGAUUCAAACUCCGAGACCAAAAACCUUAACACACAAACUUACUAUUAAAAUUUGGCAAUCACUUUCUUGGUUUAGACAAUUUGAAGUUAAAUACGCUAUUAAAGCCGCUGUUAGCACUGCCAUCUUGGCAAGUCCCGCGUUUAUUGAGGAGACGAGAGACAUAUACAGAGAAUAUCGUGGCGAGUGGGCUUGUAUUUCUUUGAUGGUCGUGAUGGCUCCAACGGUAGGGGGAACAAAUCUUAUAGGAAUAUACCGUGCAGCUGGAACAUUAUUUGGAUCGUACCUUGCGUGGGUUAUUUACACAUUAUUUCCGGACAAUGGGCUUGUGAUAUCAAUUCUUGGAUUCUUUAUUGCCAUGGGAUGCUUUCAUAUGAUACUUUAUACAAAAUAUAAUCGAAUAGGAACUUUCAUUCUAUUGACUUAUAAUUUAGUAGCUUUAUAUAAGUUUAAUCUUAAAAAUUCCGAUAACGAAGAUGAAAAUCUUGAUCUUAUUGACAUUGCAAGAUAUCGGGCAAUUGCAGUUGCCACGGGUAUAAUUUGGGGAGUGUUCGUAACAACAUAUUGGUGGCCAUAUGAAGCGCGUGUAGAAUUACGAAAAGGAUUAAGUCAACUAUUUGUUAAUAUGAGCUGGUUGUAUAAGAAACUAGUAUCCGUUUAUUCUGUUAUGCCUGAAGUUCAGCCGGCAAAUGAAGGUGAUGUGACAAGUUCUUCGAAACAUUCAACAGUGAGAUUAACACCACAAGCAUCACAUCGACUAUCACAAUCAACAAAAGAAUUUAUGGACAUGGAAUUGAUUUUACAAGUAUCAUUACUUAAACUUACAGAUUUAUUGGCACAAACACCAAAUGAACCACGUAUGAAAGGACCAUUUCCCAUACAUACGUAUAGUGAAAUUUUAACGGGAUGUCAAAACAUUUUAGACAAAUUACUUUCAAUGAGAAUUGCCGUGACACAAGAAGAGUGGUAUAAGUUGGUUCGUCGAGAUUUUAUUAUACCAAUGUCAAAAGAAAGGAAGGAAUUGGUUGGGAAUGUGUUAUUAUAUUUUUAUAUCCUUGCCGCUGCCUUAAGGUUAAAGACCCCCUUACCACCUUAUCUACCACCUGCUGAAAAAGCGAGACGACGAUUAGUCAAAAAGAUCAGAAAUCUUCCUGUCGUUAAACAACGUAUUAUUGAAGAUGAACAUUAUAUCAUUUAUUAUGCAUAUGCUCUCGUGAUGGAAGAUAUUAUCAGGGAAUUGGAAAGAUUAGGUGUAAUUAUGCAAGAAUUAUUUGGUUGUAUGGGUGGUGACGAAUUUAAUACUCUUUUCGCUCCAGACGAAAAUAGUAUUGAUGACGUAAAUGAAGAAUCUAUAACUCAUCACGAUGAUGGUGCUUCUGGUGUUGCACCUUCUACAAAUUAA